Haliaeetus leucocephalus (bald eagle) is the source of this 4190-nucleotide messenger RNA. It is a transcript of the gene MAN1B1, whose product is annotated as mannosidase, alpha, class 1B, member 1. The transcript has 14 exons. Gene Ontology annotation, cellular component: membrane; endoplasmic reticulum. Gene Ontology annotation, biological process: N-glycan processing; carbohydrate metabolic process. Gene Ontology annotation, molecular function: mannosyl-oligosaccharide 1,2-alpha-mannosidase activity; calcium ion binding. The record is from RefSeq and is a predicted model, not a curated record. Lineage: Eukaryota; Metazoa; Chordata; Aves; Accipitriformes; Accipitridae. The coding region runs from base 88 to 2136 and encodes 682 amino acids.
CAGCCCGGAGGAGGCGGUGGGGGCCGGCGGCUAUAAUAACAGCAAGGCCUGGAGGCGACGCUCCUGCUGGCGGCAAGAAAAAGUAAGAUGGUGGUGAAUGCCCACAUGUAUUCUUGUGCCUCCUUCCUACCCAUCCCAAGACACCACAGUCAAUGCCCCUUUUCCCAUCCUACCCCGAGGAAACACAGGGCUGCUGGGUUUCAAGCAUCCUUCUGCGACUGGGAGAUGAUGAUACAGUUGGCUGUGCAGAAAUGGAAGCAGCUGUCUCGACUACAGCGGAGUGUAAUUCUCUUCCUGUUUGCCUUCUUGGCAGUCUGUGGAGUCAUUUCAUACACAAGCAUGGGGGAACCGUGGAAAAGUCUAACAAACAAAUCCGUGGAUGAUCAGAGAACAGAACCAGAAAUUCCUGGAUUAAAGCUGGCAAAUCCAGCUGUUCUACCAGCACCCCAGAAAGCAGAUGCCAACCUUGGAGACUACGCAGAGCUUUCACCUCAGAAGCCGCCAAAACCGCCUCAUGUUUGGCGUGGUCCUUCCAAUCUUCAGAUCAAGCCACCACGGAGGGAUGUGAGGCUGAAGACCCGACAUGAUACCAGCAGGGUUGUAGAAGAGCAGGUCCAGGCUGAUAAAGAAGAGAAAACAGAGAAAUCCAUUAUCAGCUGGAGAGGAGCAGUGAUAGAACCUGACCAAAGCACUGAACCUCCGUCUAGUAAAAUAAAGGAACCAGAAAAACCUUCAUCUGUGGAAGCUGAAGACCAGAAGGAACCAGUGCCCAUAAACGAACGUCAGAUGGCUGUGAUAGAAGCCUUCCGCCAUGCAUGGAAAGGAUACAAGGAUUUUGCCUGGGGCCAUGAUGAACUGAAGCCUUUGUCCAAAUCCUACAGUGAGUGGUUUGGACUUGGGCUUACCUUAAUUGAUGCCUUGGAUACCAUGUGGAUUUUAGGCUUAAAAGAAGAGUUUGAAGAAGCAAGAAAAUGGGUAGCAAACGAUUUAGUAUUUGAUAAAAAUGUGGAUGUGAACCUCUUUGAGAGCACUAUUCGUAUCCUGGGGGGCUUGCUGAGCACCUACCAUCUCUCUGGAGAUAGCCUCUUCCUGGAAAAAGCCAAAGACAUUGGGAACAGGCUUAUGCCAGCGUUCAAGACCCCCUCCAAGAUACCAUAUUCUGAUGUCAACAUUGGCCGGGGCACUGCACAUCCACCUCGUUGGACAUCUGACAGCACUGUGGCAGAGGUGACCAGUAUUCAGCUGGAGUUUAGGGAGCUCUCUCGUCUUACUGGAGAUGAGAAAUUCCAGAAAGCUGUAGAUGAGGUGAUGAAGCAUGUUCACACCCUCUCAGGGAAAAAUGAUGGACUAGUGCCUAUGUUCAUAAACACCAAUAGCGGGCAGUUCACUCACUUGGGUGUCUAUACUCUGGGAGCCAGAGCUGACAGCUACUAUGAGUAUUUGCUCAAGCAAUGGAUUCAGGGUGGGAAAAAAGAAAACGAGCUGUUGGAAGACUAUAUGAGAGCCAUAGAAGGAGUGAAAAAGCAUCUUCUUCAGAAAUCACAACCCAAGGAGCUUACUUUUGUAGGAGAGCUUGCUCACGGCCAUUUCAGUGCCAAGAUGGAUCACUUGGUUUGCUUUUUGCCUGGUACUUUGGCACUGGGAGCUCACAAUGGAUUGACUGCUGACCACAUGAAAUUGGCUGAAGCCCUUAUAGAAACCUGUUACCAGAUGUAUGCUCAAGUAGAGACAGGCCUGAGUCCAGAGAUCGUACACUUCAAUCUUCAUGCACAAAAGGGCCACAAAGAUGUGGAAAUCAAGCCUGCAGACAGGCACAACUUACUGCGACCAGAAACUGUGGAAAGCCUUUUUUAUAUGUACAGAUUCACCGGUGAUAAAAAAUACCAAGACUGGGGCUGGGAAAUCUUGCAGAACUUCAAUAAAUACACACGGGUUCCUACAGGUGGUUAUACUUCCAUUAACAACGUCCAGAAUCCCAGUAAUCCAGAGCCACGAGAUAAGAUGGAGAGCUUCUUCCUUGGGGAAACACUCAAAUACAUGUUUCUGCUGUUUUCAGAAGACAUAGACUUAAUCAACCUCGACAAAUACAUAUUUAACACAGAAGCUCAUCCACUCCCUAUCUGGGUGCCAGCAUAGACUGGGUGUCAGUAGAUAUUCCAAUGGUGGCAUUCUUAUCUUCAAGUCACUUUACUUUUCAGGGUUUGAGGAGAGAUGCUAUAUUGCACCUUUUUUUGGCUUAAAACAAACAAAACCUUUGGGAAGGCAUCUCUGGUUUGGAGAAGUCCUGUCAGUCUUAAGUCUAAUUCCUGGUCGUGGGAUGGACAAGCUGUGCCAUGCUAAGCUGGUUUUCCUGGUAUUGAUGAUGAGGUUCAGCGAAUAAUUGUAGUGUGCACUGUGACAUUCACGGUGCUCUGGUGAACCAGAACUCACUUAUGUCAGUCUUACUAAAUGCUCAUUAAAUAUCGGGAAUGCAGCAAGUUGUCUUACAGCACAGGAUUGUCCCUGGAGAGAAGGAAUAAGCCUACAGGUUUCUGUUUUUUUCUGGAUUGACUGAAACACUCAGUUACAGUGCCAUUCCUUCAUAAGAAUGUAUGGUGUUUCAGGUGGUAAGCGGAAUAAACAAAGAACUGUAAUGUUGUCCCAGUUAGAAGCAAUGCUGUCAGUAUUGCUACUGAUACUCUGAUCUCAUUCCAAACUACCGAGCUAUGCUGCAUCACAUUAGAAGAAGGAAGUGGGAGCAAAGCAUCUGUUGUACAGUGUCUUAGUUUUAUAGAGCGCUUUGAACAAUCUGUUCAAGCUGUGGCUAAAAUGAAUGAUGGAAGAGAAUCCGCUGCUGGUUUGGCUCAAAGUGGUAUAUAAUUUUGUAGAGGUAUUGCAGUUUUUUAACUUAUCUGCAGGAAUGCAGGAUAUAAUGUGAAACGCAAAUGAAACUACACAUGCAUUUUAUAUAUUAUUUGCAUCAGUUAGACUCAGGUAUUCUGACUGAAAGCUGCUUUCUGAGGUUGGGCACUGGGAAAGCUUGUGAGCACAUUGGGUAUAAUUCUAAGUCAGCCUCCUUCCGUCCCUUCCUGUCCAGAUAUUGCAUUGUGUUUGUUGACUCAAAACAAGCUUACAACUGUACAGCAAAGUUCAUGUUAUUCAUCAUUUUUUGGACUGUGGAGAAACUUUAAAUUUUUUUUUUUCCUAAACAGUACUUUGGGUAGAAGUGUUUUCAUUAGUAGUAUUAAAAGCAGGCAGUCUAAAUGUAUUGCAACAGUUUCUGGUCCCAAUAGAACUAGUGAAAUCUGUUCAGUUGCUUGAAGACAAAGCAGACCUAGUUUUUUUAAGAAUCUUAUGGGAGCCCUGGGAUCUUAUGUGCAAAUAGAUUUUAAACCAUGAAUUUAGAAAUCGACUUUCUAUAGUGCUUUUCAUUUUGGUUUUGUAGCUACUUGGACAGUCCUGUAUUCACAGAUAAGUUCUCAGAAAUGUGCUUGUUCAUAUUUCUUAAAAGAGGUUGUUCUCACCAAAAUGUCCUUUCCCCUCACAUUAAUGGGAGUGGUGGGAAGUAUGCAGAUGCGUGGUAGGAACAGUGAGGUACAGUUGCCUCUAAAUUCAGGGCCGCUACACAGAGCUAAUUAAAUCUGACUGUAACGGUUAAUUUUCCAGUGGCUGAGGGGGGUAUGUGUAUUUUAUGGUAUUUGUAAAGUAAGAUGCAUCUUUAUUUGGUUUAUGCUGAUAAUUCUGUUUGCUGGAGUCAGAAGUUACCCUUGGGACCACUAUUUAAGUCUUUUAAAGAAUAUUUAUCAUUCCGUGUGCUAAUGAUGGCUUAUGGAAAUGGAGAAAUUUUACAAAUUAUUUAAAUGUACCUUUUUCUGUCACCAAAGGCACCCUGGGAUUUGCAAGACAUGACAAGUUUCUGCAGAAUGUUAAUGUUCCUCCAGUUCACAUGCCACCAGUAACCCUGGAAAUUAGUUUCUUACUUAUGUGUACAGUGGAAUCCAGUAGCUGUAGUCUUUGUCUGCACAACUGAUUUGCUCCUGAGACUUUUGUUUUCUUUGACAUAACAGCAAAGAAGGAAAAUGCUGUUGAAAUGUGGGAGGAAGCACCUUCAGUGUUUUUGUUUGUGAGGCAGGUUCAUGCUUCUGAGGAGCUGAGCUUUGGCUAAAAGCUGAAGGCUUAAAACUGGAGAUAAAAAAAAGAAAAGAAAAAAA